AUGGUGCAGGUUCGCGUUGUAAUCGUCAACGUAAUGUCCGGCACACUGGAGUAUGGACAUGGCACGCUUACUGGACCUCUGGCUCCAACACGAGUGCUUGGACCAGUGUUUCUUAUGCAGACCGAGCGUGCACUUUGUGAGGGGCUUGAAGCUGGAAUGGACGUCUCCCGCACAGGGGAUACGCUGAUCCUUUUUCAAGGCGCGAACACCUUUUUCUUUGUGGCCCAACCUGACUCUGCACAACAGUGA
This is a messenger RNA of Trypanosoma cruzi, 249 nucleotides long. RefSeq lists its product as uncharacterized. The coding region runs from base 1 to 249 and encodes 82 amino acids. NCBI's taxonomy places the organism in Eukaryota, Euglenozoa, Kinetoplastea, Trypanosomatida, Trypanosomatidae. The transcript has a single exon. The record is from RefSeq and is a predicted model, not a curated record.